This is a messenger RNA of Hydractinia symbiolongicarpus, 3198 nucleotides long. Its product is annotated as cytosolic carboxypeptidase-like protein 5. The record is from RefSeq and is a predicted model, not a curated record. Gene Ontology annotation, molecular function: metallocarboxypeptidase activity; zinc ion binding. NCBI's taxonomy places the organism in Eukaryota, Metazoa, Cnidaria, Hydrozoa, Anthoathecata, Hydractiniidae. Bases 94 to 2718 code for a protein of 874 amino acids. The transcript is spliced from 12 exons. Gene Ontology annotation, biological process: proteolysis; protein deglutamylation.
CUGUUUUUUUUUUUCAUUUUUAGCAAGAGCUUUAGCAUUUAAAGUGCAGGUACAGUUUUAUGUAAAGAAAUAUUUGGUUAUUAGCAACUUGUCAUGGUGAUUUGUGAUGUUCACUGUGGCCCAUUAACCUUUUCAUCAAAUUUUGACUCUGGAAAUUUGGCAUUUGUUGAACAGGUUAUUAAACCAAAUGAGGACACAAAAGAAAAUGGAUAUGCUGGUUCUGAAUUGGCAGAUUAUGAUUACAAACUAUGGACAUCUCCAGAUGCUGCUGGAACAAGUUAUGAAAGUGGCAAUCGUACGUGGUUUCAUUUCUCUGUAAAAGGCCACAUAUCAGGAAAAACUGUCAAAUUUCACAUUAUGAACAUGAACAAACAAAACAAAUUAUAUAACCAAGGAAUGAGUCCUGUCUUUAAAGUUGUUCCUGGAAAAAAUUCUUGGAAAAGGAUAAAAGAGAAGCCUGCGUUUGAGUUUGUGGAAGGUCAAUUUAUAUUGUCUUUUAUGCAUCGUUUUGACGAGGUGACAAAACAUACAACAACAUAUUUCGCUUUUUGUUAUCCAUUCUCCUAUCAAGAAUGUCAGGAUUCGUUGGAAAAGCUUGAAGUUCAAUUUGGAAGCUCAAUAGACCACCCACAUCCGUCAGGCAUCUAUUUUCAUCGCGACACAUUAUGUUUUUCGAACGAUGGAUUAAAAGUUGAUUUAAUAACAAUUUCCUCAAUGAAAGGAAUCACAGAUAGCGAAGAAGAGAAUAUAAAAAACCUUUUUCCGGAUAAAACAAAGAGAAGAGCUUUACAGUUCACUAAAAAGAAGAUCUUUUUCUUAACAAGUCGUGUCCAUCCUGGUGAAACACCGUCAAGCUUCGUAUUUAACGGUUUUCUUGAGUUUGUUCUUCGCACAGGUGACGAAAGAGCAGCUGUUCUGCGAGAUAUGUUCGUGUUCAAAAUGGUACCAAUGUUAAAUCCAGACGGAGUAAAACGCGGCCAUUAUCGUACUGACGUGUUUGGACUUAAUCUAAAUCGAACGUAUUUAACUCCUGAUCCUAUACUGCAGCCGUCUAUUUACGCUAUCAAGAAGUUGAUGUUGUAUCAUCACUUUUACGAUGAAAUCAAACCAGAAAACCGGGAUGAAAUGUUAUCCAGGCUCACCUCUGAAGUUAACCAAUCACAAACUCCGUCACAAAGUGAAAUAAAAAAACUAGAUUGCUCCUUAAGAAAAAGCUUUACAAUGCCAAAUAUUCGUCUUACAUUUUCUAAAACUGAGACCAGUUGUAAAAAAUGUUGUGAUGAUCUUGUUUUGGAAAAAAGAUUUUCAGACGAAGUUUCUAAGACAGGUUUUUCUUUCGGCAAAGAUUUUGAUACAAUGAAGAAUGUUGUAAAAGAAAACUGCGCUCGUAAUAUGAACAGAACAAAAUCAGAAACUAUCAUUGGUGAAUUUUUUAAAUCUGACUCCAGUUGUGUACAAACCGAAAAUCGAUUAGCUUCUCCCGUUACGUGCAAUCAACAGAAACAGCCGACAGAAGGUGGCGUUUCAAUAUAUGUUGAUUUACAUGCUCAUGCAUCGAAACGAGGCUGUUUUAUGUAUGGAAAUUAUUUUGAAACAGAGCAGAAGAUGAUUGAUUGCAUGUUAUUUCCUAAAUUAAUCUCAAUGAAUUCAUCACAUUUUGAUUUCCUAGCCUGCAAUUUCAGUGAGAAAAAUAUGUACCAUAAAGACAAGAGAGGUGGAUUCUCGAAAGAAGGUAGCGGAAGAGUGGCAAUGUUCAAAAGUAUGGGAAUCGUACAGUGCUACACUUUAGAAUGCAAUUACAACAGUGGUAGAUGUACAAAUUCAAUUGCGACCGCAACAUGUGAUGAUGGCCGCGCUACACCACCACCUUUACCAGGUUUCCCGCCAAAAUAUACACCAGAACAUUACGAAGAGGUUGGAAGAGCUCUCGCUGUAUCAAUUCUUGACAUGUAUCAAAACAAUCCUUGGUCUCGCUUGCCUCUGUCUGAGCAUAAAUCGCUUCAUGGUGUUCGCGAUUGGCUUUUAAAGUUUUUGAAAAAUUCACGUAAAAAGCUACCCCGCUCUCCAAACGGAAAAAUUGAAAAAUGUAAUAUUGACAAAAGUAACAGGAGAAAAGAGUCACUUGCGAAAAGCAGCAAGGUAACUAUGGCAACGACUAAAAAUGCGUCCAGAAUUACAGUCAACUAUUUUAAAGACGUUUCAGAGAAGAAUCCUAAGUUGACAUAUAAAAAACAAACAUCUGACGAAUCUCCGAUAAGCCUGGUUCCGGCAUCAUGUGAUUCGAACAAUAACAUGUCACGGGUUAAUGGUGUAAGAAUUAAAAGUUGUUUCGUCAAAAAGAACAAACCAAUAAAAAAAAAAGUAAUGGCGCAAGAUCAAGUUGAAAAUUAUUCACAUGUAGGCGUGAUCAAAUCGUUGAAAACAAAAUCUUUACUUAAGGAAGAAAUCAAUUCCAAUCGAAAAUCUUGCAAGAACAAGGCUCCUGGGCAAAUUGACGCAAAGAAACUUCCUUUACCAUUCAUGAAAGUAUCACAUUUAAAACAAAAAUCUUCUCACAACACGGCAGAGGAGGGAAAGAGACUGGUCGAUUUAAAAUCAAGAAAAUUUGGCGCUGGCGCUCCCGAUUCUCUUUCCACGAAGACCGCUAAGACGAUCUCCAAUAGAAAAUGUCAGCACCUGACAACCGAGGUUGUGACAGUUAACGUAGAAAGUAUUUGAUGUUUUUGUUGAAUGCACAUGUUGUCGAGUGCACAUAAUAAACCUUGUGAGGAGACCUGGCAUUACCAUGGCGUUCUUCUAAUGAAAAUAAAAAUUUUAAACAAACAUGAGUUUGAUUGAAGAAGUCCAGGUUUAGAUCUUGAACGCACUAAUUUUUUUUUCUAAAUCAAUCAAAUUCCACUCGCCAAAUUAAAUACACGCCAAAUAUUACUCCUAGGCUCCUUCGAAACGUCCAUUAACCCGUUUCGCCCCUAUUAAAACAGGCAAGCAAACUCAAGAAAUUAAUUUCUAUACAAAUCUGUUAAUUUUUAACACGUCACGGUUGUGUAUAUUAUUUUAAUAAAUUAUUUGGAAAAAAAAUAUGUGGUGUAGAGAAAAUUUUAGAAAACUUUUUAAAUAUAGUUUAGGAUAUUUUUGAUAAGCUGAAUAGAUAUGUAAUAUAUGUUUCCAAACAAUACAAGCGAAAUAUUUUUGUCUAAA